AUGACAGCUACCAGGCGCAAUCAACCCGAGAAACUCGCGACGCGACCAGAUCAACUGCGCGCCCCAAUCUCCGCAACAAAGAUCCUCAAACCAGGCGCAACCAAGUCAAAUACUUCCCAAGUCAACCCAAAACCGAAGCGACGACGUGGAAGACCCUUUAAGAUGCCUCAAAAAUCCCUUUUCACGGUUCAACCGGUCGAUGCGACUCGCGACAAUGUCACCCCUCUCUCACCUCCGCCCCGCCGCCUAUCGAUCCUCGAAGCCCUGCCCGUCGAAGUCAUUGAACAGAUAUUCCUGUACUCCUUGAACAUCAAUUUCGCUCGCGCCUCUCCGGUUCUUGCUGCAGCAAUCUCUAGUGAACGAAUCUAUCGUCUCCUCAUCCUUCUCGCCUUUUGGGAUGACCCCGGAGAGCACCCCGUCAGCGCCGAGAUUAAACGCAUUCUCUCUCCGGUCGACUAUGACUACAUAGGACGACUGCCCCGGGGGAGGCGCUCGCUUUUACAAGCCCAGCUCUUCUCCUGCAGAUGGUGUACGAUGGAGCGUUUACUGAAGCAAGUCCCGACACUCAUGGUCCUUACCAUCCAUCGCAAAUGGCUCGACACGGGAAUUACAAUGGAACCAAAUGAGCUGAAAGCUUUGCAACGGUUCAUGAAGCGCGAGGAUGACUCAACACUUGUUUUCAAUGCCAAAGGUCCUCUCAUCUUCCAAUUCGCACAAUUGUUGGGUCCCUACGCACAUCUUCGUCAUCUGGAUAAAAAUCCCUACCAUGUCUAUAAGCUACGCAUCACGCCUAUGACUCAGGUAGAGAUUAUUUCCGUCAGAUCGAAGAUCGUGACUUCCACUCCUGCUCUAGAUCUGUGUGCUUUCCCGGAGAAAUUACUUCGUGGUCGCAAGUCAGGAUUCACACCCCAGGAUGUCGCUUUCCUCGAAAUGUUGCGUAUGACUUCCGAUAACUACAAGCACAUCGAGUCCCCAGUCGUUCCAUGCACGGACACCAUAGUGAAUCGCACGGCUUUACAUGAUGGUGUUCGUAAUGCGAUCGAAACUCAAAACUUCAACGCUCUCAUCUCCCUCCUCAAGAUCGACGAGUUUCUCUUUCGCUUCAAGGCAUCUAAUCAAGGUGAACCGGUCUACUACACCUUCCCCUCGGAACAUUUCGUGCAGGUCACACGGGUCGGAAGAGAGAAAAAUCAUCUCAAUGUCGCUUUCUUCGAAGCUCUGCUUCGUGCGAGUGCUGAGUCUUUACCUCCUACAGCGCAGGAACUGGUACAAUGGUCUGUUGAUAAUGUGAGACUUGCGGAAGAGAAUCCGUCUGUUUACAACGAGAUCAAUUCGAAGUUCGCGUACUGGUUGUCGAAUUUCAUGUUACGUCUUCCGGCUCAGAUUGAUUAUGCAUGGGAUGAACCCACUGGUCAACUGUUUACACUUGGUCAGUUGGAUUUGCAUGAUCUGGAAGGUUGUCGAUUCAUGGAUGAGGUUUUACAACCUAAUCGAGAACCGUUUGGGAACUGGACAGCUGAGUCGACCUUUCGGUUGGAGGAUCUUUGGGUGAAGAAGCCUGAUUCUUCAUAG
This is a messenger RNA of Penicillium malachiteum, 1572 nucleotides long. RefSeq lists its product as uncharacterized. NCBI's taxonomy places the organism in Eukaryota, Fungi, Ascomycota, Eurotiomycetes, Eurotiales, Aspergillaceae. Bases 1 to 1572 code for a protein of 523 amino acids. The transcript has a single exon. The record is from RefSeq and is a predicted model, not a curated record.